AAGAGAGAGUAAAAAAAAGUAAUGCAAAUGAGGUAAUAUUCUUGUGAAUUUUUCCAAGUACUGAGAAAUUUAUGAGAGAUCAUUUUAAGAAGAAAAAAGAAUUAGUAAACCUACUGUAUUUGUGAAACUCUUGAUGAAUGGAAUAUUCAUUGUGAAUACAUAUGCGUUGAGUAAAUUUAUCAUCAAGAAGAAUAAGAAAUUUAUGAUGACGAGAGAAAGAGAAUAAUAUUGAUAAAUCUGAUGGGACAUUUUUUUUGGAAAAGUAAUAAAAGUGUAAUGAAGAAAAAUUGUAGUUUUUUCACUUUGCCUAUUUGUGUCGUUUAUUUUCCAUUUUCUAUCAUUUCUCCCAGGAUUUUUAGACAUUUAUUUUGUCCUUGUUAUCCUCACUGGGAAGAAGAGAGAAUAUAGAAAUUAGGGUCUGCUCAUUGUAAUGUGUUAUUAGGCUAUUAAGAAGAAGAGAUGUUAGUGAGUAAUAAUGGCAAAAAGAAAGAAUUUGGUUGUUGGGUAUCGAUCCGGGCGUGGAUACCCAAACGGCCAUCGCGUGAUCUCCGAUGAGCAGGCCCUAAGAGACAGAGGGUCCUUUGCGCUGAACAAUGAGGAUGAGAUGUUGUCUGGUUUACCAUCGCAGAGCGGAAGUUCCACCAGCGGCAGUGAUUCUCAAUGAGAGUCAAAGCAGUGAUUUGUCUGACAUUCCCGACACUGAAACCGUGCCUCAGAGUCCAGAUGCGUCCGCCCUGGAGGCCAUCGAUGGUGUCCAGCCGGAGCUGCAGAAGACGGCCAAGGAGAUUGAUCGCAUGAGGCGAUGGUACUUCGAUGAGUGCCUGAAGAAUGGCCGGUCGCUCGAUGAUGUGCUCGGUCCAGUGCCUUUGUCCAGGAGUUUGUUCAGAAACAAGAGCUUCAUCCUCACCAUCACGUCCGAGGGCAGGGGCAGCAGUCAAGUGUUGGGCCACGAGGGCGAGGGAAAUCACGUGAAUGAGGUGCACAGGGUGCCUUUCUUCAAGGAUCACCUCACGAAGCAGAUUGAGGCGGGCGGCGGCAAGGUGUACAAUUACUGGGAGGACGUGCCCAAGGCCAAGUACGCCAGUUGCAAGCUGAUAGCGCCAUUCUCCUGCACCACAGCCAAGUACGUCCAGUGUCUGGCCACGGGAAUCCACGCAAUCUCGCACGAGUGGAUCAUCGAGAGUUGCAGGAGUGGCAGAGCGCUGGAAGUGAGAGACUUCAUACUGCCCGCCGGUUGGUCAAUCAUUGAGAGACGCUUCAUUCAACCUACUGUGCGGCGCGUCUCGUCAAACUCCAAGGCCUUUGUCGAUCUCAACAUUCUGCUCGUGAGUGAGAACAGUGAUUUCACGGACUUCUGGACGCGCGUGUGUAAACUCGCUGGGGCGUCGUCAGUGCAGAGAGUCAAGUCUGUCAAUGAUAUCUCGACUAUUCAGAAGGGAUUCCUCUUGGUGGGCGGCGAUGUGUCGCCAAUUCUGAUUGAGAAGGCCAAGGACUUUAAUAUUUCUGUCGUGUCGACAGUGUGGGUGGUGCAGAGCCUCAUCGCGGGCACAAGUUGCGAUCCCAAUGCUCACGAGGGUCUCACAAAAAUGUUCACGGAUGACUGUUGAUCCUGUUGCAU
Phlebotomus argentipes is the source of this 1618-nucleotide messenger RNA. RefSeq names its product TP53-binding protein 1-like. Gene Ontology annotation, cellular component: nucleus. The record is from RefSeq and is a predicted model, not a curated record. The transcript has 3 exons. NCBI's taxonomy places the organism in Eukaryota, Metazoa, Arthropoda, Insecta, Diptera, Psychodidae. The coding region runs from base 594 to 1607 and encodes 337 amino acids. Gene Ontology annotation, biological process: DNA damage checkpoint signaling; positive regulation of transcription by RNA polymerase II. Gene Ontology annotation, molecular function: histone binding.